GCUUUCAUACUGGUUAACAUGUAUUUGGGAGUAACAUUUAUCACGGGAAAAUAUAUAAAUGGAUACAUAUUAAUUUAUGUAAUAACAAUGUUCUUAUGUGUUGCCUACAAAGUUGUUGUACCUAUAUUGAAAAUGUGUAAAAAUAUGCAACAAGACCUAGAAUCAGAAUGUGAAUAUGAGGGCCUUAUCCCUGAAAUCUCAGAUUUAGAGAAAAAGCUAUUGUCUAUUGAGCCUGAACACAAUCAAAAUAUGGAUGACAAACAGAGUUAUGAUUACUGGAAACCAGAUGAUAUACCUUUCGAAGAAGGAAGUGACAGUUCUGAAAAUAGCAGUUCUCUUGUAACUAGUUUCUCUAUGGAUAAAAUACAAACUCUUGAAAAAGAUGUUCAGUCAUCAGAUUCCAGUGAAGACGAAUAUAUACCGCUGGAUCAACCACGAGAGGCCCGGUUAAAAACAACGUUAGAAGUUGUAGAUUCUUCCAACACAUGGAGCAGCAGUGCUUACAAUGCUCUAUGGAACUUGACUGGAGCAGUAGCAAACAUGAUGCAAACAGACACCAACAGAAGGAAGAGAGUAUCCAGUAUUGAUUCGUCAGAUGGUUUUGAAAUGAUUGAUCAAAAUGACUUGACUUAAAACAUAUCUUAUAAAUAUCAACAUAGUAUUAUUUGAAAACAUAUUUAUUAUACUUAUACAGUUA
Messenger RNA from Manduca sexta (tobacco hornworm), 697 nucleotides. RefSeq lists its product as uncharacterized. Lineage: Eukaryota; Metazoa; Arthropoda; Insecta; Lepidoptera; Sphingidae. The record is from RefSeq and is a predicted model, not a curated record.